CUCCGUUUCUCCGCCCACCUUCGGUCAUCCGCUGCUCCAGCCUCAGUUGCGACAGACAACCAGGCGCUAGCCGGACUGUUUCACGGCGUUUUCUGCUUCCUUGUCGUCUCAGUCGUUCCGGGCUAAGGCUUCUCCACGGGCCGGCCAGGAGUGCGGUUGCGUCUCUUCGAGGCUGGGAAUUAGCAGCAACAGAAUUAGCUUCACAACCCACAGUUGCAUUCUUUUUCAAAUUUGUACUAAUAUCUACAUUUUUCUCUAUACGUUUAAAUCACAGUUUGACGUAUAACAUGGCCAGACCUUCUAUAAAUCCUACUUUCUUGAUGCCAAGUCACGGCGUCCUCAAAUCCUUGCUGGAGAAUCCACUCAAGCUGCCUUUUCAACACGACGAAGGGUUUGGAAAAGGCAAGGUGUUGGAGAAGAAGCUCGACGAUGAGAGCGGCACCAAUAACCACCCACAGUCGGCCUUUCUUGGACCGACCCUGUGGGACAAGACGCUGCCCUACGACGGGGACAACUUUCAGUUGGAGUACAUGGACCUGGAGGAGUUUCUGUCAGAGAACGGCAUUCCCACGAACACGACCCAGAGUGACCAGGCUCAGCAGGUGCCACGGCCACCUGCGCAGCAACAGCAGCAGAAGCAAAAGCAAAAGCAGCAACAACAACAACAACAACAACAGCAAACGGUUACCCCCGCAGCCUCUGGGGUGGAUCUCAACCGUUGUGCUUCCACCUCAGUUCACUCAGGCAUGGUGCCCCAGACCUGCAUCCACAAUUCUAGCACUACAGCCCGGGACACACCCAGCCCCAUUGACCCAGAGACCAUUCAUGUGCCAUUGACCUAUGAACCAGACCCAGCUGACUUGGCUCUUUCCAGCGUCCCUGGACAGGAAAUGUUUGAUCCCAGAAAACGGAAAUUCACUGCAGAUGAACUAAAGCCACAGCCCAUGAUCAAAAAAGCCCGGAAGGUCUUUAUUCCUGAAGACCUGAAGGAUGACAGGUACUGGGCACGGCGCAGAAAGAACAACGUUGCUGCAAAGCGCUCACGGGACGCUCGCAGGCUGAAGGAGAACCAGAUUGCCAUUCGCGCCUCCUUCCUGGAGAAAGAGAACGCGGCGCUGCGUUUGGAGGUGGCGGACUUGAGGAAGGAGCUUGGCCGCUGCAAAAACGUUAUGGCAAAAUACGAGGCCCGACAUGGGCCCCUGUGAGGAGUACACCCCCCCCCCAUGCCCCGUACUACACCCUCCUCUUGCCCCUAUUCACACACCGCACAGAUCCCCCAUACCUGGUAAUAAUAACUAUCCUUACUAUUUUAUGUUGUUUUUUGUAUUUUAUAUGCGUCUAAGUUUGAAGGACAACUAAAUGUUUCGGUGGCACUUCCUCCCCCUCCCCUAAACACUCUCCUUUUCCUUUGUAAUUCUGCUACUGUCAUUACUCAUAAGCUAUAUUUUAUUUUUCUUUCAAAAAUAUAUAUUUAUAUAUAUAUACAUAUAUAUGAACACAUAGAUAAAUACGGUUGCUAUAUAUAUACCGUAUAUUUACCCAAGGGUAUAAUCAGGUUUGGAGUUUUUGGAUGUAAGGAAUAUUUGUGCAAAAUGUGACAAACUUUUGUCGUUUUUUUUUUUUUUUUUUUUUUUUUUUUUGGUUCGGUUAAACAGUUUAUUCAUCUAGCGGUUGCUCGGUUCAACUCUUCUUUAUUAUUAUGAUCAUCAUGUCCCUGUGUGGAUCGUGUUUUUUUUUAAAUUAAUUGGCAUGGUGCUGGUUACACUGGGCUAUCUCAAGGCUUCAUAUUAUAUAAAAAAAAUGAGAUUCUAUUAUUACUUUUAUUUAGAUAUUUGAUGGAUCGACUUGCAUAUAGCCACCAGGGGGCGCCUUAAUCAGGUUCUCAAAAAAGAAAAAAAAUUGUGUAGAGAAUUCGUUGUUGGUCAGGUGUUGGUCAGUCUCAGUAGUAGUUCUCAGUCAUUGGAUGAUACUCUCCAGAUCAGAGACACCGUUGUCUCAUCUGCGUCCCGCCCUUUUGUCCCACAUCAAAACUCCAUGUCUCCAAAUUCUAACUUCUUAAUAUACAGUAUACCUCUGUGCAUUCUGCUUUAUUUCCUCCUUUUUCCCACCCCGGACAGUGAGCAAUAACUCUUCUCCGCCCAACUAUAAUCACUAACCACUCUGCUUCUCCUGUCUCUCCGUUUACCACAAAGACCUUGGUCGACCUCUGCACUAACGCGUAUCUCACAAUCUUGAUCUAUUUGUUUAAGCUUACCCUCUUGGAUGGAUCAAACCAUUGAGAAUGUUUUGUGACAUUUGCUGCACUUUGCUUAAGCUGCGGUCCCACAGAAAAUGUUGUACUCAACAACUGUUAUCCUCACUGAAAGUAAGAUUGAAAAGUACUGUUAAGCAACAGGACAUUUUCGCUAUCUCCCGAUAUUUUACGGUAAAAACAAUUUUUUUUAAGAUUUCCAAUAUUUUCAUUAAAAAUAAUAAUAUGCUAGCCUAAAAAGGGAAAAACAGUAUAUAAAUGAACAAAAAGACAGUUUGCAACACA
Molecule: messenger RNA, 2536 nt
Organism: Cynoglossus semilaevis (tongue sole)
Lineage: Eukaryota; Metazoa; Chordata; Actinopteri; Pleuronectiformes; Cynoglossidae
Gene: hlfa
Product: HLF transcription factor, PAR bZIP family member a
Exons: 4
Coding region: 288-1205 (305 amino acids)
Biological process (GO): regulation of transcription by RNA polymerase II
Cellular component (GO): nucleus
Molecular function (GO): RNA polymerase II cis-regulatory region sequence-specific DNA binding; DNA-binding transcription factor activity, RNA polymerase II-specific
Source: RefSeq, a predicted model, not a curated record